Messenger RNA from Chaetomium globosum CBS 148.51, 1818 nucleotides. RefSeq lists its product as uncharacterized. The record is from RefSeq and is a predicted model, not a curated record. Bases 1 to 1818 code for a protein of 605 amino acids. The transcript is spliced from 3 exons. NCBI's taxonomy places the organism in Eukaryota, Fungi, Ascomycota, Sordariomycetes, Sordariales, Chaetomiaceae.
AUGGCCCGCAGAAAGUGGUACAACGGCCCGGGCAGCACCGCCCCCCCGCACAACUCCCGGAACUCUCGCAAGUCCCCCAAGGCCCCCAAGACCCCUAAGUCGGCCAAGAUCCAGCCGAUGGAAGAUCUCAAGCCUGAGUUUGGUGGUGAACCCGCCAAAUCACCUCCCGCCCAUGAAAGUGCGCCGCCAAAACGACCCGAGAAGCUCCCGCUGAACGAGCACACCGAAACACGAGCAGGCCCAGCAGGGCUGCACCGCCAAGCGCCGCCGAUCAUGGAGGCACGCAGUCCUCCUACCUCGUUACCCAACCCUGACAGUAUUGAUGCGGCCAUCAGCGGCAACCCAAGGUCAGAUCAGUUCCGAGCUUUCCCGACCCCUCAGGUUCAACAUCCAAGGUGGCAUCAGCCGUGGUAUCCCAGUUUCAAGGUUCAGGAUGCCUUAUUCGCGGCCCAAUAUGCUUACCAAGAUACUCUCGCCCAAAGGCUGGCAUUAUCGCGAGACGAUAUGGAACCGCUUAGCCCACAGCGCAGCCCAGACCAAGACGAGGAAGACAGGGUCCAGCGGGAGAUGGAGAGCUUGCGGGAGCAGCUCAGAGAGGCUAACAGCCGCGCCGACCAGGCGGAGCGGGCAGCUGAAGAACUAACUCGACAGCUUCGAUCUAGCAGGUCUAAUGAGCCGGUGAUGGACCACAAUAACUUGGCAGACACGACGACGACGCUGAAAGCGGAAAAUAGUGGCCUCAAGGCGGAGCUAGACGAAGCGCGAUCUCACAUCUUCAGCUUGCAACCCUACCGCAAAGACCUCACUCCGAAGGAGAAGCAGGACUUCGAUGAUCUCGUCAACGGCAUCACUGACUGGGUCACCAACUUCAUCGAUCCGAUUCUUGACGACGACAAUAAGAUGGAUGACGUUCUGGCGGCCGCUAAGCAACGGCCGGCAGACGUUCAGAAGCUUAAGCGGUACUUACACAGCCAAGGCGACUUGGUCUACGGCUGCAUGUUUCCCGAAACGGAUAUCGACAUCCUCAUUGCUGUCGUGAUGCGCUUCCUGCAAGACCACAUCUUCCAAAAGAUUCUUUACGGGGCCGUCCCUAAGACGGUCGAGGUCAUCAGUUUCCUGGAAGGCCAGAUGCAGACCAACGUCGAGCCCAAACGAGACCUCUUUGCUUUGCGGACGUGGCGGGCCGAAGCCCUCAACGCCGUCCUCUGCUCGCCCGACUACGCGCGCUCACGGCACGGGCGGAUUAAGGAGCUCACAACCGAGAUGGCGUUACUCUUCAAGGUGUUCCGCAGGGACAAGGACUGGAACGGGCUCUGCGUCGCCUGCCAGGAUGGCAUCAUUAAGCCCGCGGUGGCGUUGCACGAGAAGUUGAUGACGUCGACGCACCACUUCUACCUUGACCUAAACCCAUACAUUUUAUGGAACUCCCGCCAAGAGCUCGAGAUGAGCCCAGACUUCCUCGACGACCUGCACACGCUACGAUGCGAAAACAUACUUCAGAACCGAAAGCCCUUCAACGUGGCCAAGCUGGACCCUCGGCCGAGCAAGGAGCAGCUCUACAAGGAGCUCAAUAACGUGGCCACCAUUGUCCCGGCGCUCUACAUGAGACAAGUAGGCAAGGGGGACGUGAUCAAGGAGCCGACGGUGGUGCGCAUGCAGCAGGUGCUGGUAGCCUGGGGCCCAGAGGAGAAGAGGGAGAGAUUCCUUGCCAAUGGCCAGCGCACCCUCAUGCAUCAGCUGUGCUUCUCACGGCGCGACAGGGGGGAGCGGGCACAAGAUGGCGGUGUCUGGCCAUGGCGGGGUCUGCAAUGGGGAUGA